Grosmannia clavigera kw1407 is the source of this 267-nucleotide messenger RNA. RefSeq lists its product as uncharacterized. The record is from RefSeq and is a predicted model, not a curated record. Lineage: Eukaryota; Fungi; Ascomycota; Sordariomycetes; Ophiostomatales; Ophiostomataceae. The transcript is spliced from 2 exons. Bases 1 to 267 code for a protein of 88 amino acids.
AUGCCAGCAACGAGCUCUGGCAUGCUUCACCGCAUGAAUCCUUCGCUCUCUUUCGGCACGUGUCGCUUCCACAGGAUUCCCUUGCCGGACAGAAGGGCCGGCAGGAUAGGCGUUGUGUGGCAACAGGACGAACCUGCACCGUCUAUGCCCCAACGGACAGCCGAGACAGCAUCUCUGUCGAGGCAGGAUCAGGCAAUAGAAGACCUCGUAUUCGAGCGCGAAAACACGCCCGAGAAGGUCACUGCCAGAGGCCGCCCCGGUGGAUAG